Messenger RNA from Parnassius apollo (apollo), 381 nucleotides. The record is from the annotation of a GenBank genome assembly. Lineage: Eukaryota; Metazoa; Arthropoda; Insecta; Lepidoptera; Papilionidae.
AUGCAGCGGGGCGGCGCGUGCGCGUGGCUGGGCGCGCCGUGCUCGCGCAGGAACGGCGCCGUGUGUGCCUGCCGCGUGCACACCGUGCUGCUGCAGGCCCCCCCCCAACCCCCCCUGGCACACUCCCAGGGCGGUCUGCGCGUGGCUGGCGCGCCGUGCUCGCGCAGGAACGGUGCCGUGUGUGCCUGCCGCGUGCACACCGUGCUGCUGCAGGUCAGUGUGCGGCUGCAGGUGACGCGUGUGCAGCACGUGCGCGAUGCAGCAGGGCGGUGCGUGCGCGUGGCUUGGCGCGCCGUGCUCGCGCAGGAACGGCGCCGUGUGAGCCUGCCGCGUGCACACCGUGCUGCUGCAAGUCAGUGCGCGCAACCGCCACGUAUUUAA